Messenger RNA from Aspergillus nomiae NRRL 13137, 654 nucleotides. RefSeq lists its product as uncharacterized. The record is from RefSeq and is a predicted model, not a curated record. The transcript has a single exon. Bases 1 to 654 code for a protein of 217 amino acids. Lineage: Eukaryota; Fungi; Ascomycota; Eurotiomycetes; Eurotiales; Aspergillaceae.
AUGGAGCACAAUGAAGCAACACACCAAAUAGAAGCCCCGGAACCAGGAUCUCAACAUGAGAAAACCACCGAAACACCCCAAGAUUGGCGAUGCAUGCCACGAGGGUUCCAGAGAGACACAGAACCAGGCGAAAUUAUCAAUGAGUUCCAGAAUGAUCUGUCCGAGCAUAAUCCAGGUUUGCAACUGCAUGAAGGUCGGAUGAUUGCGCAACAGCAACGUUUUGAGCAGAAGCUCGUGGUUAGUCUGACGGAUCUGGAACUCGUCAGCCUCCCCUUUGAUAUACCCUGCAGUGGCAGCGAAACGGUCAAUGCCUGCGAUGCCGUUGAGAAAUGUCUGGCAGAAGCGGACAGGAUCCCGAGGGACAAUGUCGCUCACAUGUUACACCCAGAGGAUGAAAUUCCUGAUGGAAAGAAGAGAACUUAUUUCAUGUUUAGAACAUUAUACGAGACUCAGAGAGACGUGCUCGACUCCGAUUUGAAACCGAUUAUCGAGGGUAUUAAGAAAGCUCUGGACAAGAAGGAAGAAGGUCGAAAAAUGGUUCUUCCGAUUAAGUGGAAAGAUUGUUAUGUGUUCACGGAGGGAAGGAUUGAUAAUAUAAAGGAAUGGAACAGGUCGCCUAGCAACAUCAAUGCUGUAUCGUUGGAUUCCUGGUGA